CCCCCGCCCCGCCUCACCUCACCUCAUCAUUCCCCACCUCCCCCCCAUCUCGCCCUCUCGCCAGCAAAAACCCCGGUGGCGCGACCACCGCGGCCGAUCCGCCCCAGCCCCGGACCCAGCUCCGGCCACGCGCCCCGCCCCCUCGCUCUCCGGCCGCAGGUGUCGCCGCCGGCGUCGGCGGCGGUAGAUCGGGCGCGGAGACGUCGUUGCGUGUUGAGGGCCGCGGGGGGACUUGAUGGCGGGGGUCGCGGCGGAGACGGCCGUGGCUUCGGCCUCGGGAUCGGGGAUCUGGUCGCGGCGGCGGGACGAGAUCACGUUCGAUCGCCUCCAGAAGUUCUGGAAUGAUUUGCCACCGCAAGCACGGCGGGAGCUUCUAAAAUUGGAUAAGCAAACCCUCAUUGAACAAGCUCGCAAGAAUUUCUACUGUUCAAGGUGCAAUGGGUUGCUUUUGGAAAAUUUCAAGUCACUGCAGCAAGAAGUUUCAGAUAUUGAUUGUCUGAGCUCAAGUGGUGAAUCAAAGAUUAGGCAGCAAAAUGGAUCUCAGGAUCCAUCUGUUCACCCUUGGGGAGGUCUUGCAACAACAAAGGAUGGCAUCCUUACGCUUAUUGACUGCUUUAUGAAAGCUAACUCGCUACGGGUGCUCCAGAAUGUAUUUGACAAUGCACGACUGAGAGAAAGGGAACGAGAAAUGCUUUAUCCUGAUGCAUGUGGUGGGGGUGGCAGAGGAUGGAUUAGCCAAGGGAUGGCUAGCUAUAGCAGGGGGUAUGGAACAAGAGAAACAUGUGCUCUGCAUACUGCCCACCUUUCAUGCAAUACACUGGUGAAUUUCUGGUCAGCAUUAUGCGACGAAACUAGAUCUUCUCUUCUGCGGAUGAAGGAGGAUGAUUUCAUUGAAAGACUAAUGUUUAGGUUUGAUAGCAAGAGAUUUUGCCGAGAUUGCCGAAGGAAUGUUAUCCGUGAAUUCAAGGAGCUGAAGGAACUGAAACGCAUUCGAAGGGAACCUCGCUGCACCAGUUGGUUCUGUGUUGCGGACUAUGCAUUUCAAUGCGAGGUAUUUGAGGAUUCCGUCAUAGUUGAUUGGCGCCAAUCUAUAUCAGAGACAGAUGGGUCUUAUCAUCACUUUGAAUGGGCUAUUGGGACAGAUGAAGGACAAUCAGAUGUUUUUGGCUUUGAAAAUGUUGGGAUGAAGACCCAAGUCCAAAGAAGUGGGAUUGAUCUUGAUCAAUUUGAAGAUUAUUUCAUAACUCUGAGAGCCUGGAAGCUCGAUGGCCGCUAUACGGAGAUGUGUGUAAAAGCACAUGCACUGAAGGGCCAAUCUUGUGUUCAUCACAGGCUGGUGCUGGGAGAUGGCUUUGUGACAAUUACAAAGGGUGAAAGUAUCAGAAGUUUGUUUGAGCAUGCUGAAGAGGCCGAGGAAGAGGAUGAGGAUGAUGCCAUGGAAAGGGAUGAAAAUGAUCUUGACGGUGAUGGCUCUCAUCCGCAGAAGCAUGCCAAAAGUCCUGAAUUGGCAAGAGAAUUUCUCUUGGAUGCUGCUGCAGUGAUAUUCAAAGAACAGGUUGAGAAAGCUUUUAGAGAAGGCGCCGCCCAGCAAAAUGCACAAAGUGUCUUUGUGUCUUUGGCACUCAAACUUCUGGAGGAGCGAGUGCAUGUAGCAUGCAAAGAAAUCAUUACAUUGGAAAAACAGAACAAGCUUCUCGAGGAAGAGGAGAAAGAGAAGCGUGAAGAACAAGAGCGUAGGAUGAGGAGGAGAACAAAAGAGAGAGAAAAGAAGCACAGGAGAAAAGAGAGGCUGAAAGAGAAGGAAAGGGACAAGGGGAAAAGAGAUGAGUUCAAAACAUCAGACGACAUUUCAUCCUCAACUCUAAGCAACUCCUCGACAUGUACUAACGACGAAUCAGGAAAUACUUUUGGCUCCAGAGCAGCUAGUGAAGAGGAAGAUAAUUCCACAGCUGUGGCUCUGUGCCACGCUGAGAUUGAAUCUUCAUCCAUAGAAAUUGAUGGACAAAACAAUAUAGACUGCUGCGAUACAGUGACCAAAUGUCCUCCAGUUAAUAGCAGUGAACCUUUCACAUCCCAGCAAUCAAAACCAUCACGGAGAAAUCUGAGGUUGAGAAAGGACGUUCCUCAAGACCACUCCUCUUGUUGGUAUGAUGACGGCCGAGAUGAAUCUAGAAGUGUUGGCAAUAUGCAGUGGCGAUCAAUGGAAAGGAUGAGAAAUGGUGAUGGAAGUUGUAACUCGGUGUGUAGUACAAAUAACAGAACAAGAUAUAGGCAAGACUACAAUUCUUGCAGCUGUGAUCAUCAGGAAAGUUACAAAACAGAGGACAACUGUUUUUUGCCAACAGCUAGAGCAGGUAGGGAGAUGAAGAUGGCAAAGAAAACAGGAGUUGAUAAGCCUUUAGUGCAGUACCGCCGUGUUGGUAGUACACACGAGAGAAAUGCAAUUCCAAAACAAGUAUGGGAGAGAAUGGAUACUCGGAAAAAGACUGGCUUAAAUGACACAGAUAAUAUGUCAGGAUCAGUUGACAAUGUCGAGUCACCCAAACCAGUGGAAUGUGAUACCAGUGGAUGUGAAAAGCUUGACACAGGACGUGAACCACUAGACCAAGCUUCUGAAAGGUCCACUGAUGUUUGUAAAUCAGAAACAGAUCAGCCAUAUGGACAGCGUGAGGAAAAUCAAUCUGCUUGUUCUGAUGGAACUCCUAUGACGAAUAAACAAAAAUGCCACUCAACAAAUAAUGAAGGUUCUAAGCCAGACGAAGAGCUCAUGACGAACUCUGCCAGUUCUGAUGGCUCAUCUUCAUGUAUGAGCGAGGCAGAUAGAGAAAGCAGUUCAAGCAGUGUGACGUCUUUGAGUGCUCAUACUCCAGAAUCAUCAUCAUCUGACUCGGAGGAAUCUUCGGAGAGAGUCAACAUCAUUACAGAAGCUCCAUCGACAAGAACUGCUUCACGUUCUUUGUUUGAGACGUGUGCAGGAAAUGGUUUCAGAGAAUACCACCCAAAAGCCACAUGCCCGCCUCACAACGACAGAUUUGGAUUCAGUGUACUCCCCUUCCAGAAUCAGUCAUCGCAUCAGCAGAACAUGCAUGCACCACCUGCAUAUUCACCGACCACAAUUGGGCCACAUAGUCACUCGUGUGCUGCUCCAACAAAUGGAUACUUCCAGUAUGGUCAGCCACCCAAUUUCUUCUCUGGUCCAGUCGGAUUCCGAGUACCUGGGAACGGACCUGCUGAUUUCUCGGUGCAGUACAACAAUGUACAUCGCUACCCAGCUCCUGCUUUUAGUUGUAUUCACCCAGAGCAAAUUCUCAAGACACCGACCAGCUUCAGAGUCAUGCCUCCGCCUCCCCUCCCCCCUUACCGACAUGGAACAGCGCCAACUGGUGGUCAUCCUUAUGGAGGCUUGAAUCCAGACAGGCUUAAUUCCAUGUUGAAGCCGAUGGGCCCGAAGGAUGCUCCAGAUGGUAACAAAUUGCCUGACAAAAGUGCAUCCUUCUCGUUGUUCCAAUUCAACCUGCCGAUAGCUCCGCAAGGCCCACCGUCACCCAAAGAUGGUAAGAGCGGAGAGUCGGUAGCAAGGAUGCCGCCAUUUGCUCCGGUUCAAGCGCAGCCAUGCUCCAGAGAGCAGACAGAUGUGAAGGAGUAUAAUCUGUUCUCCACCGAUCAAAGCGGCUAUUUCCCUUUAUCCCGUUAAAAGCAACACACAUGGGGGACGUGCUCUUCUCAUUUUUACUGUCUACAACUGUAUACGGUGAGUGAUUGUAUCAACCGAACGAAAUAAAGGAUGUUUUGAGUGGUUUUUCUGUAUGCUUACGUGCCUUCAGUUUUGGACUAUAGGGCCGGAACUAUAUCUUUUAUACAUUUUUUUCUUAUAUUUUCCCUUUGUGUGUAUGAGAAGAUAGUGUAUCAUGUAGCCUUUUUGAUUUAUAAACGAGGUAAAUUUCCAA
Molecule: messenger RNA, 3947 nt
Organism: Triticum aestivum (bread wheat)
Lineage: Eukaryota; Viridiplantae; Streptophyta; Magnoliopsida; Poales; Poaceae
Exons: 8
Coding region: 236-3694 (1152 amino acids)
Source: RefSeq, a predicted model, not a curated record